UUUCUCCUUUCUCAUCUUUAAGAAGAAAAAAAAAAACUUUACGUCUGGCCCCACACUGCAUUCCAACUACUAUUCUGUCCUAUAUAAACAGAUUCAUAUUCUAAAACUCAAUUACGAUUCUCUGAAUAUUUUUCUUUGUACCUUUUCCGCAAGUUGGUCAAGAUCAAUGGGGGAUGGAAAUGGAAAUAGUAUCAGAACCUUGAAGGAUUUUUCGAUUCCGGAUUAUAUACUAUUGACCGGAACUGAGCCCCGGCGUGUUACGCAUUUGCCUGCAUGUCCUGUGAUUGUUUUCAUCAACUCCAAAAGUGGAGGUCAGCUUGGAGGGGAGCUUCUUGUCUCGUAUAGUUCACUUCUUAACAAAAACCAGGUUUAUGAUUUGGGGAUAAAUGCUCCUGAUAAGGUGCUGCAUCAGCUAUAUGCUAAUUUAGAAAAGCUGAAGCACAAUGGAGAUAAUUUCGCUGCUGAAAUUCAGAAUAGGUUGAGAAUAAUUGUUGCAGGCGGAGAUGGUACUGCUAGCUGGCUUCUUGGAGUUGUAUCGGAUCUUAAAUUACCUCAUCCACCACCAGUUGCGACAGUGCCGCUAGGGACAGGAAAUAAUCUACCUUUUGCAUUUGGAUGGGGAAAGAAAAAUCCUGCCACGGACCUUCAAUCAGUGAUGUCAUUUCUGGAUAAUGUAAAAGCUGCCAAGGAAAUGAAAAUAGACAGCUGGCAUAUUAUAAUGAGAAUGAAGGCUCCGAAAGAAGGUUCAUGUGACCCGGUUGCUCCGCUAGAGCUACCUCAUGCUAUGCAUGCAUUUAACCGCGUCUCUUCAAGUGAUAAACUAAAUUUGGAGGGUUACCACACUUACCGUGGGGGAUUUUGGAACUAUUUUAGCAUGGGAAUGGAUGCGCAAGUAUCAUAUGCAUUUCAUUCUGAGAGGAAGUUAAAUCCAGAAAGGUUUAAAAACCAGCUAUAUAAUCAGAGUGCUUAUCUGAAGCUUGGAUGCACUCAAGGCUGGUUCAUGAGCUCUUUGUUUCAAUCUUCUCGGAACAUUGCCCAGUUGGCAAAGGUAAAGAUAAUGAAAAAAGGUCAAUGGGAAGACCUUGACAUACCUCGCAGCAUACGAUCGAUAGUUUGCCUCAACUUGCCCAGUUUUUCUGGUGGACUCAAUCCUUGGGGAAAGCCAAAUAGAAAAAAGUCAAUUUAUAGGGACCUGACUCUUCCAUUUGUUGAUGAUGGCCUAUUUGAAGUAGUUGGGUUUAGAGAUGCUUGGCAUGGUCUUGUUUUGCUUGCACCAAAUGGUCACGGAACUCGUUUGGCACAGACAAGCAGAAUCCGUUUUGAAUUUCACAAGGCUGCAGCUGACUGCACAUUCAUGAGAAUUGACGGCGAACCAUGGAAACAACCCCUCCCAAAAGACGACGCCACAGUUGUUGUUGAAAUAUCUCACCAUGGUCAAGUUAGCAUGCUUGCCACUCCAUUAUGUCGUUCUCAAAGUAUUCAAGACGGUGAUGUUCCCGCCUCACCUUCUAUAGACCACGAUGAAGAUGAUAGUAGUGAUGAAGAAUUAAGUGAAAGUAGCGAAGAACGUCGUAAAUUUGGUGCAGCCGAAACAUUCAAGUAUACUGAUGUUGAUAUGUCUCAUAUAAGUUAGUGUAGCUAGCUAGCUUUGUCAUGAAAAGGAAAUAAUGGUAGGAAUGAUAGGAAGUGAAGUCUCUUCGUUUUUGUGCAUAUCAUUUUUAGUGAGUUUGAUUACAUUUUAAAUAGUAAAUAUUUUUUCUUUUGUAAA
This is a messenger RNA of Vicia villosa (hairy vetch), 1768 nucleotides long. Its product is annotated as diacylglycerol kinase 1-like. The coding region runs from base 167 to 1633 and encodes 488 amino acids. The record is from RefSeq and is a predicted model, not a curated record. The transcript is spliced from 13 exons. NCBI's taxonomy places the organism in Eukaryota, Viridiplantae, Streptophyta, Magnoliopsida, Fabales, Fabaceae. Gene Ontology annotation, molecular function: ATP-dependent diacylglycerol kinase activity.